AGCGUUGUCAUUCACAACUCUAACAAGGCAGUCACUCGCAACUCACGAUCGGGAAGGAUGGUUAGUAAGACGACAAGGAAUUCUACCUGGUAUAUUCUUCUCUACUUAACAAUUCAUCGUCUGGACUUCUCGUCGGCAUUCCAGUCUAUCUCUACUAUCAGUAGGAAGGUAUAUAAUACUGCGAAGAAAUACCCGGGCCACCAUGAAUCAUGGUCAGCAGUAGGUGUUGCAAACGCAGGAGAGGCCGAUGGUGAUAUCAUCGACGUCGAAGUAAAAGAGGAGGAAGUGAUAGAACCUCCGAAACCAGAAAUCAAGACCCAGUUUUGCAUUACUGGCAUUUCUCCUCCACUCGAAACUGCCUUAAACGAGGCUGUUAGCAAACUCACCAACGUGACUCUGAAAGAGGCCAACGAGCUGGUUGAAAUCGGAGCUGUCUGGGCCAAAAUCGAUGUCAUGACUGAAGAUGAUGUUCUGGCACAAUACGAUUCUUCCGGUGAAGAGUUGUACGCGGAUCUUCCGCAAGGUUGGGGCAAUGGUGACUCGGAUGCAGGAACGGGUACAGAGGAGGAAAAACUUGAGGAAUACAUUGCCAAAAUGGAAUCCCAACGAUUCCGUAGAAUACUUUCACCAAGAAAGUUGCAGCCGGGAACUGAUCUCAGAAUAUACCCGAACCCCAGAAGAUUCCCAGCAUGCUAUAGCAUUGACGGUAAGAGUCUUCUCUACCAAGACACGACAUUCAUUGUKGUUGACAAACCACCUAUGUUGCCGACCCAGCCAGAUGCUAGCAACUAUCACGAAAACUGCCCAGGUUGUGCACAAGAUAUUCUUGGGCCGUUUGAAGAUAUUCAAGGAAACACCAUUCGACGCCCCCUUUUAUGUCACAGAGUUGACUCGGUUGUAGGAGGUUGCGUGGUGAUGUCAAAGGAUAGGAACGGACAACGCGUAUUUCAAGAGCUGCAGCGACAGCGCAAGCUGAAGAAAGUGUACCUAGCGGUAACCACGAAACCAGUCCCCCUUGGCAUGCAUCUGCACUGGAUGUGGUCCCCUCAAACACAAAGAGGCAAAGCCGGUGGACCUCCGUGCCAAUUGGUAAGCCACAUUGCUCCCGAGUCGAGGCGAAAAGCUAGACAAUUUUGGACUCGAUGCAUACUUGAGGUCACAAAGAGCGAGCCUAUUACCGUGAACGCAGACGAUUAUGAUCCCGGAGACAAACAGCAUUACCAAAACACAAUACGUUUGGUGACGGGGAGGAAACAUCAGGUUAGAGCACAACUGAGUAGUUUGGGUUGUCCCAUCAUUCGCGACACACUGUACAGUCCUAUGUCGGGCAUUACCUUGGGAGACCUGGAAGUGGGUGACGAGGAGGCGCUCGAGAAUGCAAUUGCCCAAUGCCGCGUACCGGAGGAACCAAUUGGCCUCCAGGCCCACGCUAUAUUAUUUGGGGGUAUCAAAGCCCGAGCCCGCGAACCCUGGUGGGCGGGCAAAAGCCGAAAAACAUUGUAAAACACAUAAAGAACAGAUUACCUA
Molecule: messenger RNA, 1527 nt
Organism: Pseudo-nitzschia multistriata
Lineage: Eukaryota; Bacillariophyta; Bacillariophyceae; Bacillariales; Bacillariaceae
Source: the annotation of a GenBank genome assembly